Clarias gariepinus (North African catfish) is the source of this 1816-nucleotide messenger RNA. RefSeq names its product phosphoribosyl transferase domain containing 1b (gene prtfdc1b). The transcript is spliced from 9 exons. The record is from RefSeq and is a predicted model, not a curated record. The coding region runs from base 83 to 757 and encodes 224 amino acids. Gene Ontology annotation, biological process: guanine salvage; GMP salvage; hypoxanthine metabolic process. Lineage: Eukaryota; Metazoa; Chordata; Actinopteri; Siluriformes; Clariidae. Gene Ontology annotation, molecular function: magnesium ion binding; hypoxanthine phosphoribosyltransferase activity.
GGAGCUGUUCGAGCCCUGGCGGCCGUGAAAAGGAGCUUUGUUCGGUUCCGAGUGAGAUGUGAACCAGCCGAGGAUCCGCAGCAUGGCCGAGCCGAGGGAGGACACACGGACACACAGGGGCGUCGUGAUCCCAGAUGAUUGGCCGGGGUACUGUCUGGAUCUGUUCACCUACCCGGAGUAUUACAGCGGGGAUCUGGACUCCGUCUACAUUCCACAUGGAGUCAUCAUGGACCGGACGGAGCGGCUGGCGCGCGACAUAAUGGACGAUCUGGGCGACCACGACAUCGCGGUGCUGUGUGUGCUGAAGGGGGCCCAUCAGUUCUGCUCAGAUCUAGUGGACCGCAUCCAGGUGCUGAACCGCAACUCCAGCAGGUCUCUGCCCAUGACCGUCGACUUCAUCCGACUCAAGAGCUACCUGAAUGAUCAUUCUAUGCCGGACAUGCAGGUGAUCGGCGCUGAGAGUCUGUCUGUUCUCACGGGGAAGAACGUCCUGAUCGUGGAGGCUAUAGUGGACACGGGCAAGACCCUGCAGACCCUCCUGACUCAGGUCCAAGCCUUUAAACCCAAACUGAUCAAAGUGGCAGGUUUGUUAGUGAAGAGGGGCCCUAAUCAGACUGUCUGUCUUCCUGACUAUGUUGGGUUUGAGAUUCCGAACCACUUUGUAGUCGGCUACGCUUUAGACUACAAUGAAUAUUUCAGAGAUCUUUCUCAUAUCUGUGUGAUGAGUGAAGGCGGGAAACAGAAAUACAGAAUCUGAAGCCCCUGAGUCCUGUGUGUGUGUGUGUGUGUGUGUGUGUGUGUGUGUGUGUGUGUGAUAUAAGGUCCUCAUUAACUAUUUUUACUAAAACCCUUCACUACACUAUAACUGAUACGAUGGUGUUUUAGGGCCAAUAUGGGAUUUUUAAAAAGAGUUUAAAGGGAAGAGGCGGAGAAUUGGCAAGUUUAAAAAAGGAGAUAUUUGUGGGGAAAAAAAUAGAAAUUUUCUAGUUUACAACAAAAAAACCAUAAUUUAUGGGAAAUAAACUUAAAACGUUUGUGUUUAAAAUUCGCCAAUUUGUGUUUUUGGAUUUUUUUAUCAAGAAGGUAACGACGUGUGCACUUGGCACGGUUGGACAGACGUCACAUCUAAUCAAACUGUUUCCUUCAUAAAAAAUAGCCUGGAACUGGAAAUUUUCAAGUUUUUAACUAGAAAUUUUUUUUUAUCUUAUCGUGAAUUUGUGAUAUUUUUUUUCUCAUAAUCUUUACAAAUUACAACUUGUAAAUUCAGAUUUUUGGAAAUUCCCCUCCCCUCACUUUCCAACUCCUUUAUAACAAAAACCCCAUAUUGGCUCUAAUCAUCAUAUAACUGGACAUUGUAAUGUAGGUGUGAUUGUAUGUAAGAGUCUAACGAGAUGCUUCAUACCAGAGUUUUUUAAAGUCCGCACGGCGGGUCAACCCAGACCCGGACCCAGACCCGGACCUCACAUUAGGAGUUCAAUAAUAUAAUAUAAUAUAAUGUGUGCAUAUCCUACUGUAAAAUAGAACAGUUAUACUCACCGAUAAAGUGUUAGUUGUGUAGUCUAUGUGGAGAUGGUUACAGCGCCCCCUGUCUGGGAUUAAGGCUAAACGUCCCCUGAUUGACGGAAGAAAACUUUAGGUUUUAGUGAAAAUUGUUAUUUACAGACGUUAGGGCUAGAAAAAGGUACAGAGGGGCAGCCGAAUGUAUUUGGUCUCAGACUGACUUAAACAUAAAUUUACAUUGCUUGUUUUCAAGUUUAAUAAAAAUCAUCUGCUUAUCAUUCACGUGGCGAGGCAUGUAAACCACACUGACUCUUUU